AUGAAAACCUUGAGAAGAAACAAGGAGGGAAUCUAUAACACCGCUCAAAACUAUCACAGAAAGUUCUCAGCCAUCGCCAAGGGCGCUAGAGCUGACAGACCUAGACACCAAGAAUGCCUUGUUUUGGUGGAGACAAGGGACACUUAUACUCCACUUCUGCAUCAUAUCUUGCAAAGCUGUGCAAGAACAGGUGCACCCAUGGAAGGUAAGGCCUGCCAUGGACAGAUCAUACGUGUUGGAUUGCAAGCAGGCACUUUAACAUCUAACAUACUCAUCAACAUGUAUUCUAAAUGCGGUUUAGUUGAUUGUGCUGGCAAAGUUUUUGAUGAAAUGCCUGAAAGAAGCUUAGUUUCAUGAAACACGAUGAUUGGGUCACUUACCCAGAAUGGGGAGGAACAGAAAGCUCUUGGUCUUUUCUUGUAGAUGCGAAGAGAAGGAAACCAUUUUAAUGAAUUCACUGUUUCGAGUGUUCUUUGUGGUUGUGCAAUGAAAUGUGCUGUUUUUUAGUAUAAACAACUGCACGCUCUUGCUGUCGAGUUAGCAAUGAAUUUAAAUGUCUAUGUGGGAAUUGCAUUGCUUGACGUUUAUGCAAAGUUUGGUUUGAUAUAGGAUGCAAGCUGUGUGUUAGUGUCUCUGCCAGAGAGGAGUGAGGUUACUUGGAGUUCGAUGGUAGCCGGGUAUGUGCAAAAUGGGCUUUAUGAGGAGGCUUUGAUGUUCUUCCUUAGAGCUAAAAUGAUGGGGUUAUAGCAAAACCAGUUUACAAUUUCUUCUGCUAUUUGUGCUUGUGCAGGUCUGGCAGCUUUUAUUGAAGGGAAGCAGGUGCAUGCCAUGUUAUGUAAAACUGGAUUUGGUUUGAAUAUAUUUAUUGUUUCCUCUCUUAUAGACAUGUAUGCAAAAUGUGGUAGCAUUAAAGAAGCUUACUAUGUGUUUUGAGGUAUGGAUGAGACAAACAUUGUGUUAUGGAAUACCAUGAUUUCUGGGUUUGCUAGACAUGCUUGCUCCCUAGAGGUGAUGAUCUUAUUUGAGAAAAUGCAGCAGAUGGGUAGGUUCCCAAGUGAAGUAACAUAUGUUUCUGUAUUAACUGCUUGUAGUCAUAUGGGAUUGAUUGAAAGUGGAAGGAAAUACUUCAACCUCAUGAUAACAGAACACAAUGCGUCACCUACUGUUCACUAUACAUGCAUGGUUGAUCUUUUUGGUUGGUCAGGAUUGUUGUUUGAAGUCUAUAAUUUGAUAGAGGAAAUUCCAUUUGAUGCUACUGCUUCCAUGUGGGAUUCACUGUUGGCUUCUUGUCGGAUCCAUGGAAAACUUCACUUGGCUGAGGUAGCAGCUAAGCAUUUGUCUGAGAUAGAACCUAAUAAUGCCGGAAACCAUAUUCUGCUGUCAAACAUUUAUGCAGCAAAUAAGAAAUGGGAUGAAGUUGCGAGAACAAGGAAACUUCUUAAAGAAAGUGAGUUGAAGAAGGAGAGAGGGAAGAGUUGGAUUGAAAUCAAGGACAAAGUUCACUCAUUUAUGGUUGGAGUUUCGCAUGUUAGAAUUGCUGGGAUAUACUCAAAAUUGGACUGUUUGAUCGAAGAGUUGAAGAUUAUGGGCUACACGGCUGAGACUGAACAUGACCUUCAUUAUAUGGGAGAGAACAGAAAACAUGAACCUUUGAGGCACCACAGUGAGAAACUUGCUCUUACUCUGGGGUUGAUGUGCUCACCUUCAAAUGCAUCUAUCAGGAUCAUGAAGAAUCUUAGGAUUUGUGGUGAUUGCCAUUCUUUUAUGAAGAUUGCAUCAUCUUGUACAGGGAAGGAAAUCAUCGUCAGGGAUACUAACAGGUUCCACCAUUUCAAGAAUGGUUGUUCUUCUUGUCAAGAAUUUUGGAAGAAGAUUAAUUUAAUGGCUAUUUAUCCAGAAUAUUAGAUAUCGAGAUACUUUUGGUAAGAAAGUGUACUAGAUUUCAGAGAUGUUAGAGACUCUCGAAAUUUGGUCUUCUGCAAUUGGAAUUAUA
This is a messenger RNA of Prunus mume (Japanese apricot), 1993 nucleotides long. RefSeq names its product Pentatricopeptide repeat (PPR) superfamily protein. Gene Ontology annotation, biological process: RNA modification. The record is from RefSeq and is a predicted model, not a curated record. NCBI's taxonomy places the organism in Eukaryota, Viridiplantae, Streptophyta, Magnoliopsida, Rosales, Rosaceae. Gene Ontology annotation, molecular function: protein binding; zinc ion binding; RNA binding.